Planococcus citri (citrus mealybug) is the source of this 8119-nucleotide messenger RNA. RefSeq lists its product as uncharacterized. The coding region runs from base 962 to 5803 and encodes 1613 amino acids. The record is from RefSeq and is a predicted model, not a curated record. Gene Ontology annotation, biological process: negative regulation of DNA-templated transcription; regulation of transcription by RNA polymerase II. The transcript is spliced from 21 exons. Gene Ontology annotation, cellular component: histone deacetylase complex; transcription regulator complex. Gene Ontology annotation, molecular function: transcription corepressor activity. Lineage: Eukaryota; Metazoa; Arthropoda; Insecta; Hemiptera; Pseudococcidae.
GUAAUCUUUAGUGUACGAAGCUUUAUGAGAAGUGUUAACACGUGCGAAGAAUUUCGGCUGUUGUAAUUUCGUGGCGUCAACUUUUUUUUUUAUUACAUAUAAAUAUACACGCUGAAAAAAAAGUAAAAAAAAUUUUACGAACUGAAUCUUUCGAUAAAAUUAUUCUCGUUGUUUUGGUUGUGUAUCGAUUACUCGUAUUAUCUCUGUUACCAAGUAAUUUGCCGAAAUUUUCACCUUUUCAAAGCGUUAGCGCGUUCAACGGCCAUGAAAAUUUCCAUAAUUUUAGUCGCGUUGUGACGUGAUAAAAAAUCUCGUAUUAUUAUUUUUUGUUUUGUUAAUCGUGUUUCGAUUGUGUUUCGUGUUUUUUCCCCUUCAUUUUCUUCUUCCUUGGUUUCUUUUUUCUGUAAUAUUAUUGUACGUAUUCGUUUAAAAGACGAAUUUUUUUUCUCGUUUUUCUUUUUUGUCUUAUAUAAAUAUACUCGUAGUAGUUUCGUCGACGUGUGUUUUUACGUUAUAUAAUACAACUACGUAAGAAGUACAUACUCGUAUUUUUCGUACUGGUAUUUUAUUAUUUCUUCGUGGUCGUCGUCGUCGUCGUUGUUGUUGUUGUUUAUGGUUUAUAGCUUAUAUCUCGUUUUUAAUCUAUAAGCUGACGCGAGGCUCGGUCGUAUAUUUCGAGUGGAUUUUACCCUUCCGUUAACAGUAACCGAAUCGAAUGAUAGAUAAUAUCUCGUUACGAUGAACUCGACGUUGUUAUUGUUGUUACGCGAAUAGGUGAAUUAAAUCAGUUCACCUGUUGGCCGACUAUCGACUGGUGGUGGUAAACAAAAAAGCUAGAAAAAUUCUUCCCAAAAUAGUAUGCUCAACUGACGAACUGGCUGCGACCGUGGAAAAUUCAGUACCAAAAAUCAAGAAUGAACCGAGCUUGGAAGAUGUGGGCGAUGAAACUUCUGAUACAGAUAUGACAGCUAUCAAUGCCAGCGUAUCAGAAGUUCCAUGUAUAAGAAUACCAUUACAAACCGCAUACGUAAGUCCGACCAGUCCGGAGACCGCCAUAUUUAUGUACAGUUCGAAUACGGAUAAUCAGGGUAAUGUUGAAUUGCAUUUAAGAGAUAGCAACGAAAUAAACGAGAAAGCAUUUACAUCGGUAUUCGGCAAAUUAGAAUCCGAUCAAGAUUCGUAUACCAUUAGUUACCAAGAUGAUACUGGAGCAGUACUACAUCAGAAUAAUAUUGAUAUUCUGCUUGGCGCAGCAGCUCUUCAAUCAAAUGAAAAUAGUGUAAACAAUUUUGAAAUAUUCGAAACCGAAACAAAAGAAUCAGAGCUUAUUUCAUCACCUAAAUCAUUCGUUAAUGGAUCAGAAAAAGCCAACGAAACGAACAACAAUUCGCAGUCGCAGCCCAGCAUUAACGAGGAAACAGCUACCGAAGACGUUAAAUGCUAUUCAGAUGGAAAAUCACCGUCAUCGGGUAAAAAAAUCAAACCGAAGGCAUCAUCUCCGAAUGGCUGGGGUCCUCAGCAAUGUUCGAUAUGUUCGAAAAUUUUUGGUAAUACUUCGGCCUUGGCUAAACAUAAAUUAACCCAUAGUGAUGAAAGAAAAUACGUGUGUGUAACCUGCGGCAAAGCUUUCAAAAGACAAGAUCAUUUAAAUGGGCAUAUGCUUACUCAUCGACAUAAAAAACCAUUCGAAUGUAAAGCAGAUGGCUGUGGAAAAUCAUACUGCGACGCUCGUUCGUUACGAAGACACACCGAAAAUCAUCAUUUACACCCUUCAUUACCAAUAGCCCCGCCAACCAUAUCCGUCCAAGAAGUGAUUUCAAAUACGUCAAAUAUACCCUCUUGUAUACACUACGCACCGAAAGGCUCGCAAUCAUUCCAAAAGAGUAAUAUUAACUCGACUGUAAAGUUACCAAAAACAUCCGCAAACGGCGAAAAAUCAAUAAUUCCAAAAUCCGCAAAUCAAACAUCCAAUUCUUCAGAGAAUUCCGAUGAUACCAAGACGACGAAUUUGACAAACGCCACCAUCAUUCACUGUAAAAAUCUGUCUCGAUCUAAUAAUAACGAUUGCCUAACCCAAGAGCAACUCCAUCUGAUUGAGCAAAUCAUUAACGAACAGCGUAAAAAGUUAAAAUGCGAACAAAAAGGUCCAAAACAGCUAAAACUCGUGACCCAUCAACAAUCAACAGGUUCGUCUCAGGAAGGUGGAACGCUGGAUUCUUCGCGUAACGUGGUUGUCAACUCAACCGUUAAAAUAACCUCGACUUCUGUUUUAGUGCACAAUAAUAAAAUUAAAUUAUUACUACAAAAAGGAAAUAUUCAGACAACCAACGUAAACGGUUGUGGAAACAAUGGAAAACAAACGUCAAAAAACUCAUCGGAUGCUAAAUCAAUCGAGCAAAAUAAACCAGAAAGUAAACCGGUUGAAUGCAAUCUAUGCCAUAGAAAAUUCAAAAACGUUCCCGCCCUAAAUGGUCACAUGAGAUUACACGGUGGAUAUUUCAAAAAGGAAAACGAUGCUAAAAAAUGGGAAAAGAAAGAAUCAAAUGGACCUCAACUCACCACAGCGAGUAUAAGCGUACGAGCUCUUAUAGAAGAGAAAAUAAUCCAGAAACGUUCGAAUUCGAAUUUAAAUAACGCUUCCAAGUUGAAUGCCAAUACAGUUGCGGUCAAGGUUAAACCAAAAUCCGCCGAAGUUUUAGCCACCAAACCUAAACUUGCUACAGUGACCAUCAAAGAAGAAGAAUCUUCGGAAGAUCCUAUGAUCAACGAAUACCAACCGAAAGUAUCAUCGUUCGCUAUACCAGCAGCUCCUUCUCAAACAACGCCUCUUCCAUCCUUAAAUAACGACUUACUCAGGAGGACUAAAGAGGAAAAUGAAACUUUCAAUUCGUCCAUUCAUGAAGAAACGCUCAUGUUCAACGAACUGUUAUUAAAGCGAGUACAUCAGAAACCAGUCAAAAGAGCUAGUUCAGAUCCCGGUACCAUGUCUCAUAAUACACAAAGUCCUCAACUAGAAAUGACAUUUUCACCGGAAAGCGCUUAUUUGGACGUUUAUCAAAAUCAAAAUGGUCAAUACUUCACCAAUGGAAUCGGAGAUGAUAUGUUUCAAAACGUUCAGGAUACAGACUCGAUGUUACUACACAACGUGGACGCUUCCAACGAACUAAAUAAUUUACAACAAAUCGAGAAUUCCGACUUUCAAGAAAUCACCUUAGAAGAAUACCAAAACGUAACCAACGACUUGCAACAUCAGCAAGACCUGCAAGCAGUUCUAAACUCUCCUCUACCAGUCAGCUUGGCCGAAUUUUCCUACAUGCAGAACGAAACAGCUGUAAUAACGAACCACGAUCAAAACACCAUACCUUAUUCGCAGUCGCCUUUACCAUCACCGAGUUUCACGUAUCCAACACCUCCGGCCAGUCAAGAAGGACAAUCUCCAUCAUUCUGCCACGUGUCAUCUGUAGUCCACCAUACGCACGUAUCGUCUCCGUUAUCUUCGGCUUUCUAUUCGUCGGGCAUGUCGAGUCCUGGAGCUGUUGAAGCGGCUCUAAACGAGGUGUUGCCGAUGGACGUGAACCAGAACAUGUAUCCAUCGCCGGCUUCACCUUCGCCUUUAUCAGUGACCCCGGAACCAUCACCGGUAUCGUUAUCAACGUCAACUUUCAGCUCGCAGACUGAUUUGUACCAUGCUCAAGCGCAAGACGCCGAAGACUCUUUGCUGACAGCUAAUCAAAAAGAGUUCGUUUUUCGGAACAGCGAUGACGAAACGUAUAAACAGUUCAUUGAAAACGAUAGCAUGUACCAAGACAGCGCUCAAGAUUACCAAAACGUCAUCUUGGACUGUAAUCGACUGAUCGAGAGCAGUUCGCAGUACGUUCCUUGUAGUAAUUCGAAUUCGAUUAAUUUGAACAGCGAUUCGAGCCGAACCGGGAUAACGUUGCAGACCGAAGGACGAGAGAAUAUCACGUUAUACGCGGACGACAGUUCCGAUACUCGAUGUAAUAUCACAUUUCAUACCGAUGAUCCGGCAUCAGGUGGUGGAAGCGGCGGCGGUAGCGAAACGAACGGCGAUAUUCAUGCGAAAAAUAAUAACACCAUAGGGUUCAAUUCCACUUUCGAAGAUUCCAAUCACGAUAUCAACUUUAACGCCGCAAACGAAAUUAAUUUCUCGGCCGAAGACCGUAACGAUAUCUCGUUUUAUGAUAAAAAUUUAACCUUUCAAAUGGAGGACAAAGAUGUCGCCCUGUAUAACGAGGGCCGAGAAAAUAUUACCUUACAUUCGGAAAAUCAGGGACACGUGGUUUUACAUUCCGACGACCGAGGUAACGUCAUUAUACAAUCUAACGAACGUAAUUUGACUUUCCAUACCGAAGAGAACAACAAUUACGAACAAAUCACCUUUAAUCCUGUCACCGCGCAAUUGGAUUCGCAAAAUAUAACCUUACAUAUCGCCGCCGACGACGAAUACGAGCAGAAAUUAAUAUUCACGCCCGCCAUCAAAGAUCACGAAGACGCUUUCGUCAUAAAAAGCUCUACUAACAUCAGCAGAAAAAGGCCUUUUAGCAGUUCCAGCAAAAACACAUUUCCGCAAAAAUCGAAACUUCGUGUUCAUCGACAUUCGUCGCAUAUGCUGCAUUAUACCCCGUGUCCAACCCUGAACCCUUUACGAAAUAGCAGUGGACUUUACUGGCAAGCUACUCUUAAUACCAAUUCAUCUAAUCAAAGAGCAGAAGAAACAGGCAAAGAAAUACCUAAAAAUCAACUGCUUAUCGAAAGCGACGAAGAACCUCACAUAAACAUAGGUCCUCAUUUCCAAGCAAACAUCGAACCGUGUCGUGAAAACCCCCAUCCGGGAAAAAUCGUCUCCCACGAAGACCUCGUCUGGGAACCAGCCAUCAAGCAUGGUAUAAUGGAUAACGAGCUUGAUAUGUACCUAGAAUUUGCGUGCUGUGCCGCUUUACCAGGAGGAGGACGAAAUAAAGAAUACGCUUUGCAUAUAUUACACCUGUGUCAAGGAAAUAUUCACGAAGCAGUCUUGAAACUUAUGCAACCAAAACUACACGUACCAGCAGAUCAUCCGCUACUGACAAACGAUUAUUGUGAAAGUGAACCUUGGAGUGCCGAAGAAAUCAAUAUUUUCCAACAAUCUAUUUUCAAAUUCGAUAAAAACUUUUCCCGAAUAUCUCAACAUGUGGGAACUAAAACAGCCAAGCAAUGCAUUCAGUUCUAUUAUUUAUGGAAGAAAGCUUGUCCAGAAGAAUAUAAAAGAAGUAGAUUGCACUGGAGGCAUUUACGAGAAACUGAUCACGAUAAAAGUUCGGUUAUUCCCACCGGUAAUUCGAAUGUGCCAAAUGAAAUAGAAGUAAUAUCGACCACUUUCGAUACGAGACCUUUCGCUUGCGAAUUUCCAGAAUGUUUAGCCAGAUUCAAUUCACGAGCUGCCCUCAAUGGUCACAACAGAAUACACGGAGGAUCAGCUGACAGAUGGCGUAUGGUAACUCCAACACCAUUCAGUAGUGGUAACAGUAGCACUGGCAGCUCCGAUAAUGUGGAAGAGUUUCCUUGUAAAUUAUGCGGAAAAGUGUUCAGCAAAAUUAAAAGCAGAUCAGCCCAUAUGAAAUCUCAUCGACCAUCUGAGAUGGAACCGAAAAAAUCCAAACUUGAGAAACAGCAGCAGCAGCAGCAGCUACAGCAACAGCAGCAACAACAACAGCAGCAGCAGCAGCAAGAAGCUCAAAAAAUCGAAACCUCGACUACGUCAUCAGAUACUAACAAUCGACAAAUUUCGUCACCGUUAUUUUAAAAAAAUUAAUAAUUAUAUGUGUGAUAAUGCUAAAAGUAAAUCUAAUAUCUUCCUUUCCUUGCUCAUCCUUUUGCUUUCGUAGUAAAUUCUAUUUUUACUUUUGUUUUCCUCGUUUUGUUUUGUUUUUUGUUCUUUUUUUUUUUUAAUUCCUUUAUUUAUUUUUAAAAAAAUAUAUAAUUAUUAGCAAAAUAAUACACGAACAUAAUCUUUAGUACGACUGUUUUGAUAAUUUUUUCUCAUCCUGUUGUGAUCUCAAAUGUCAUUUUAGUUUUUAUUCCAUUUUUUUCCUGUUUUGUUUUCCUGAUGUCUUUAGUUUUUACCUCUCGAUAACGUUAUAUAAUUUAUAGUUUUAAUUUAUUUAAUUUGAGAUGGAAAAAAAAAUAUUAAGAAAAGAAAGCAAUAUUAGAAUACUGAUGAAAUAAAAUUUCUUUUAUAAUAGUUUGAUUAUUUAUGUACCUAAUAGUGUUAUUAUUGUUUCCUCUUUAUGUAUUUAAUUUGGCGUGCAUUUGUCCUGAACCCAGUCAUUAAACCUUAAGUCUCUUUAAAAGCAACGUGACGAACAAGGCCUAAAUGUAUGUAUGUGUUUCUUUUUGUUUUUGUUUUUUUUUUUCAGUAUACUGUAUUUUUAGUUCCCUUUAUAAAGCAAUAAGAUAUACCAAAACAUAAAUAAAAGGUUGUGUGAUUUUUUAUCCCUAAUUAAUGUAUUGUUAUUGUUAUAAAUUUCAUAGAAAUUCUCACAUAAUAAAAAAAUGUUCCUUAAGAUUUUUGGGGAAAAAAUUUACAAUAAAAAUGUACAUAGGUUUGUAGACAAAGUACCCCAUUUUGCUUUUUUUUAGACGCAUUAUAAAUAAUAAUUUUUUGUUGAUUAAUGUUUUUUUUUCUAACGUACCUACCAAAAAUGAUUUUCUUAGUAAAUGUAAAAUUUUGGCAAUACUUUCUUUCUUAAUCAAUUUUUAAUAGAUUAUAAAAUUUUUAACAGAAUUGACAAUCGGGCAAAGCAGGGUUAAUAAAAUGCGUAGUAUCACUACGAGGGAGAUAUAUAGCGACUUACUAUGCAUUGUUUUUUGAGAAAAAAAAAUAGCAACAACUUCUAUACGUAUAAAAAUACACGAAUACAAUGUUUAGAAUAUCGAGAAAAAUAAUCCCAUCAUCCGUGCAACAAAAACACAAGUCCAUCUAGUAUCGCAAUUCAUCCAAAUACCUAUCAACGUUUCAUUAAAUUGACAAUCAAUUUCCUUCCAUAUUAUUAUCAAAUUAUCACGGCCUAAUAAUUUUUUUAAUUUCAAGAAUCGACGAAACAACUGCAAAUAUACGAUGAAAUUUCUCGAAAAAAAUUAACAUUUCGAGCUCAUCUUACCUAUACCUACUUAUAACAAUAUACAAAAUAAGAUACAUAUCGAAUAAUAAUGGCCAAGCUUAUUCAAGGAAAAAAAAUCAAUUCCCCGCUACCUAUGCAAUUUUAAGGACCAUCAUUGGUGGAAAAAAAAUGGUUGGAAGGUAAUAAUUGAGAUUUUCAAAAAUGCUCAAACGACUGGUAUUGAAUUUUUAUUGAAAAAUUGUAAGUAUUAUGUGUAGGUUGAAUGUACUUCUUUACCUUUACUUCUUUUCAGAAUCUUCCUAAUUGUUUUUAAUUGUGCCAAAUGUUGUGAUUCAUUUGAUUUUUUUCGCUGUUAAUACAUGAUCCAUUACCUUUUUAUUUUUUAUAAAAACGUGUAAAUUACUAUGUUUCGUAGGUGUGUUUGUUUUUUUUUUGUUUUUUUUUUAAAUGUUUCUGAAAAAUGUUGUAUUUUUAAAAAACAAAACGAUCGAUUUAUACUAUUACAACGUAUCUCAUGUAUAUUUAAUUUUAAAUCCAAACUAGGUAUUGUACUACGAUUGUAUCACUUCAGAAGAAUUUUUCAAUCACUCAAACAAAUCUUACGUACACGUUAGCAAUAUUUUUUUAAAAAUUAAAAUCGAAACGUGAAAUUUUGAUUUUUCUUAUAUGUACCUAUCUACGUACGACUGUACUUAUUCGUGAUUGAAAGACAAUUUUGUAACGAAAUAAUGAUAGAAUUUGAUCAGAUAAUGAUGAUUUUUUUUCAAAUAUCUCCAAGUGUCUUUUGUAAAGGUAUUAAAAAUGAGAAUGGUCUUUCAAUGACGAAUAGUUGAGUCAAAAAAAAAAGUGUAAUGCCUAAAGAACGUGAGACGAGCUCUUUUUUCUUCGUGACAUUUUUGUUAUUGUAUAGAUUAGUUACUCGUUAAUAUUCAUAUUUUCCCCCUUUUUUUCCUUUUUUUGAUGUUUUAGAGUAGUAAAAAUAAAUGUUUGUUGUUGUG